GAAAUAACAUCUUUACUCUCGCUUUAUGGUGGGCAGUUCAGCAGUGAGCAGGAAAUUCACGUAAAUUCUCCGUUUUGGAUUCUCAGUAUUCCUUCAGAAGAGAUGGCAAGAGGACUAAUGAAGCGAACAGUAUGUGCAAAGUCUCUAUUUGAACUGUGGGGUCAUGGAAGAUCUGCAGCGGAGCUCUAUGCAUCUUUGAAGAACUACCCAAUGGACAAGAUGCUUCCAUAUCUACAGCCAGACUCUACUUACAAAGUACAUAUUCAUACAUUUAAUAAAACACUGACCCAAGCACAGAAAAUAAAAAAGAUAGAUGCCCUUGAAUUUCUGCCAUUCAAAGGAAAAGUAAAUUUAAAGAAUCCAGAACACAUCUUCUGGAUUUUGGAAGAUUAUGGAAUGGACCCCAAUAAUGUUCCUGAAGAGCCCUUUCAUCUGUAUUUUGGUAGAUGGAUUGCAGAUGGCCAAAGAGAACUUAUCGAGUCCUACAGUGUGAAAAGGAGACACUUUAUUGGAAAUACUAGCAUGGAUGCCUGCCUGUCUUUCAUUAUGGCAAACCAGGGGAGAGUAAAACCCAAUGAUGUUGUAUAUGAUCCAUUUGUUGGAACAGGUGGUCUUCUUAUCUCCUCAGCACACUUUGGAGCAUAUGUGUGUGGUACUGAUAUAGAUUACAACACAAUCCAUGGAUUAGGCAAGGCAAGCAGAAAGAACCAGAAAUGGAGAGGGCCAGAUGAAAAUAUCAGAGCUAAUCUCCGACAGUAUGGUUUAGAGAAAUACUACCUUGAUGCGCUCGUUUCUGAUUCUUCAAGAUCAAUAUGGCGAAAAGGGAUGCUGUUUGAUGCAAUCAUUACAGAUCCACCAUAUGGUAUCAGAGAAGCUACUCGCAGAACGAGUUCACAGAAGGAAACAGUUAAAUCAGCUGAAAGAAGCACAGAAAAUCACAGCUUCAUUUCAUCCAAUUAUCAUCUAAGUGACAUCUUUUUUGACCUCUUGAAGUUUGCGGCAGAAUAUCUGGUGAUGGGAGGAAGAUUAGUUUACUGGCUGCCAAUAUACAGGCCUGAGUAUGGAGAGCAGAUUUUGAAAUUAUGCUUUUGCAUGGAGAUAAUUUCUGACUGUUAA
Molecule: messenger RNA, 1116 nt
Organism: Mesitornis unicolor (brown roatelo)
Lineage: Eukaryota; Metazoa; Chordata; Aves; Mesitornithiformes; Mesitornithidae
Gene: TRMT11
Product: tRNA methyltransferase 11 homolog (S. cerevisiae)
Exons: 11
Biological process (GO): methylation
Cellular component (GO): cytoplasm
Molecular function (GO): nucleic acid binding
Source: RefSeq, a predicted model, not a curated record